UCACACUAUCAAAAGUUCGAGUCGUGUUCGAGUAGGAUACGAAGGUAGCACACCAACUUGCCCAAGUGGUUCUCGGCGGCGUACUAGAAGUUUAAAACCACAUCAACAGCAAACAAAAUACCCUCAACUCUCCAAUAACAAGAAAAGAUAAUAAUGGACGACAAAAAAGAAAGGAGCAUAAUCAUGUUCCCCUUACCGUUUCCAGGACACUUCAACCCAAUGAUCCAACUCGCUAGAAUACUCCAUCACCGUGGCUUCUCCGUCACCAUCAUUCACACCUCUUUCAACUUUCCUGAUCCUACUCACUACCCAAACUUUACUUUUCGAACCAUACAUCACCACAACGAAGAAGAAGAAGACCCUCUAUCUAAGCCAGAUGCUUCAGGUAUGGACCUCGUCACCUUCAUUCGUCAGCUGAGACAAAGUUACGCGGACCCGUUGCGUGAUUCUUUGAAGGCGGAAGUAGGUGGAGGAGAGACGGCGUGUUGUUUGGUCUCCGACGUUGUUUGGGGUAAGACCACGGAGGUUGCAGCGGAAGAGGUUGGGAUUAGAAGGAUGGUGUUGACCACAAGUGGUGUGGCGUCUUUUUGUGCUUUUGCUGCUUACCCUCUCCUUAGAGAUAAGCAUUACCUCCCUAUACAAGAUUCUAGAUUGGAUGAGCCAGUGACAGAGCUUCCACCUUUGAGAGUGAAAGAUCUUCCAGUUAUGGAAACGAAUGAGCCGGAGGAACUCUUCCGGGUAGUUAACAACAUGGUGGAAGGAGCCAAAUCUUCUUCAGGAAUCAUAUGGAACACCUUCGAAGAUUUUGAAAGUACCACACUCAUGGACUUUAGUAGCGAGUUUCGAGUUCCUGUCUUUCCGAUCGGACCGUUUUACAAACAUAGCGAAAAUAUUCUACCAACGAUGAAGAACAAAGAAGACCAUGCAACAAAUGAUUGGCUUAACAAGCAAAGCCCGCGGACUGUGGUCUAUGUGAGUUUCGGAAGCCUUGCAGAUAUAGAGGAGAAGGAGUUUCUUGAGAUUGUUUGGGGUCUAAGAAACACCAAACGGCCUUUCUUGUGGGUGGUUAGGUCGGGGCUGGUCCGGGGGACCGACUGGCUGGAGUCAUUGCCUUGUGGGUUUUGGGAAAACAUUGGUCUUAAGGGAAAAAUUGUGAAAUGGGUGAAUCAGUUAGAGGUAUUAGCGCAUCCUGCGGUUGGAGUAUUUUGGACGCAUUGUGGAUGGAACUCAACGCUAGAGAGCAUAUGUGAAGGUGUUCCAAUGGUAUGUACGCCGUUUUUCACAGACCAGCGUGUGAAUGCUAGGUACAUUGUUGAUGUGUGGCAAGUUGGAUUUAUGUUAGAGAGAAGUAAUUUGGAUAGGAAGGAGAUUGAUAAGGUAUUAAGAAAGCAAAUGUUAGAGGAAGGGGAUGGAAUGAGAGAGAGUUGCUUGAAGUUGACAGAGAGAGCUAAUGUUUGCUUAAGUAAAGAUGGGUCUUCUUCCAAGUACUUAGAGAAACUUGUGAGUCAUGUCAUGUCUUUUGAUUCAUAUGCUUUUGCAAGUUAAAACUAUAUAGAAACGAGCAAUGUCUUAUAAGAAUUUAUCAAACAAACUUUCGCAUGCUCUGUUUAUUCUUAAAGUAGUAUUGUUGGUUGUUUUGUUAUAUUACUGCUCUUGAUCACUC
Raphanus sativus (radish) is the source of this 1663-nucleotide messenger RNA. Its product is annotated as UDP-glycosyltransferase 76F1. Gene Ontology annotation, molecular function: UDP-glycosyltransferase activity. The transcript has 2 exons. The record is from RefSeq and is a predicted model, not a curated record. NCBI's taxonomy places the organism in Eukaryota, Viridiplantae, Streptophyta, Magnoliopsida, Brassicales, Brassicaceae. The coding region runs from base 154 to 1545 and encodes 463 amino acids.